Molecule: messenger RNA, 3096 nt
Organism: Odocoileus virginianus texanus
Lineage: Eukaryota; Metazoa; Chordata; Mammalia; Artiodactyla; Cervidae
Gene: E2F6
Product: E2F transcription factor 6
Biological process (GO): regulation of transcription by RNA polymerase II
Cellular component (GO): RNA polymerase II transcription regulator complex
Molecular function (GO): protein dimerization activity; DNA-binding transcription factor activity, RNA polymerase II-specific; RNA polymerase II cis-regulatory region sequence-specific DNA binding
Source: RefSeq, a predicted model, not a curated record
CGGGACUGGCGUCCUGAGGUGUGCGGGUCACGGUGCUCUCUAGCCUGCCCGCGUCCCACCUCCUGGGGUCGCGUCCGGUCCGCCAGCCGGUCUAGUUAGGCGGCGCCUCUGAGCCGGCCAGGGGCUCGGUUCGUGCUUGACGACGCCCCCUUCUCCCCUCCAGCCCCCCUACCCCCCGGGACCCGGCGUGUUGUGUGUGUGGGGGGGCGUCGCCCGAGCGGCGCGGGAGAAGGCGGGAGAGCUCUCGGGGGUGCGAGGCGCUGAGCGACUGUCCGGGCAGCAUGAGUCAGCAGCCGCCGGCGCGGAAGCUGCCCAGCCUGCUCGUGGACCCGGCGGAGGAGACUGUGCGCCGCCGCUGCCGCGACCCCAUCAACGUGGAGGGCCUGCUGCCAUCAAAAAUAAGGAUUAAUUUAGAAGAUAACGUACAAUAUGUGUCCAUGAGAAAAGCACUAAAAGUGAAGAGACCUCGUUUUGAUGUAUCACUGGUUUAUUUAACUCGAAAAUUUAUGGAUCUUGUCAGAUCUGCUCCUGGGGGCAUUCUUGACUUAAACAAGGUUGCAACGAAACUGGGAGUACGAAAACGAAGAGUGUAUGACAUCACCAACGUCUUAGAUGGAAUCGACCUGGUUGAAAAGAAGUCCAAGAACCAUAUUCGGUGGAUAGGCUCUGAUCUUAGCAAUUUUGGAGCAGUGCCCCAACAGAAGAAGCUGCAGGAGGAGCUGUCUGACUUAUCAGCAAUGGAAGAUGCCCUGGAUGAGUUAAUCAAGGAUUGUGCUCAGCAGUUGUUUGAGUUGACAGAUGACAAAGAAAAUGAAAGACUAGCAUAUGUGACGUAUCAAGACAUUCAUAGCAUCCAAGCCUUCCAUGAACAGAUUGUAAUCGCAGUUAAAGCACCGGCAGAAACCAGAUUGGAUGUUCCAGCUCCCAGGAAGGAUUCUAUCACAGUACAUAUCAGGAGCACCAAAGGACCCAUUGACGUUUAUUUAUGUGAAGUGGAGCAGGGUUCCCACUCAAGUAAUAAAACGUCAGACAGUGUAGGGACCUCUUCAUCCAAAAGCAAGCCUUCGGAGCACCCUCAACCUGAGAAAGAAGAAAAUCCUCCACAUCAAAGUGAAGAAGUGCUUGAAGUGAGCAACUGAUGGUGUUUGAGGGUCCAUGCAUGGAGUCUCUUGGACUCCUGUGUUAAUGAAGAUCCUCAGAGCAAUAAAUUGUCCCUGCUGUUUUCUCAUUCUUGGUAGCUUCAAGAAGGCCAGGAGUGCCUCCAAGCACUUUGCUCUUUAGAUUGCUGGAUAAUGGCGGUUUCUGCAUUUGAAAACAGCUCUUUUUAUAAUUAUUCACUGCUUUUUUGCCAGUGAAGCAGUCAUCUUGCCUACAGAAAUUAUUGAAUCACACAGCUGUCACUGAAACAGCAGGCAGGCGGGGUGGACAGCUCCUCGUGGACUCUGCCCUUUGCUGCGCGGAUCGCGUGUUGUUGUCACAAAAGAAGUUGCCUUACAUGGGUUCAUGUCUGCAUGGAUGGGUGUGUGCACACACCUGAUGUGGUGUCUUUGUACAUAUUUGUAUAAUGUCUAGAUCACUUGUGAAAUACGUCUAAGUGAGACUGUUCACCCUUGUACAGCCAAAAUGUAAAUAUGGAAAGUAACAGACAUAUUCUCUAAUUUCUGUGGUAUCUAUAACUUAUUAGAAUCCUCCGAAUGAGGGUUAGAGGAGAGUUUUUUCCCUAACUUCUACAUGUAGAAGUACCAUAAAUAUGUGUGCAGUUAAAGUUUGUGGAUUUAAUGCAAGUAUUUCAGUAUGGUUUCCCAGUGCUAAAAUUGGACUUCAGGCUCCCUACAGAGUCAUUGUGUCCAAGCAGACUGCUGACGUGUCCCAAGCUUUGGGGACAAGUGCAGAAAUGCCACCAGCUCAUGACUGAAUUCCUUGCAAGACAUGAGUUCAGUCAUGGUGACAGUUGAAAACUAUUUUAACCUUUUUUGCAAGAUUUUGUAAUAUGUUUCUGUACACAGCCUUGCUUUUCAACCAGAGGGGUUUAUUUACAAUGAGUCAGUGGUCCCCUGCCCUCACUCCAGCUCUAGUCCCAUGUUCCCGAGCACCUCGCUCUUUCUACCUCAGCGGGUAAGUCAUUACCACUCUGUGCCUCAGUUUACUCAGUAGUUUACCAUUAGACUGUGAGCUCCUUGGGGGACUUUGUCUUAAUCAUUGUUAAGCCCAACGCCUUGCGCCACUCCUGGCAAUUGAAAAGCGCUUGAUAAAUGUUUGAACAAAUCAGGUGAGUGAGUGAGUGAGUGAAUGGUAUAAUUAGACUGAUAAUGCUUGGCUCAUACCAUUCAAAAUUCUUGUAUCAUUCAGAUUCAUAUUUUAAACUUCUGUCACUUUGAAAGAAAGAAUUGAAGUGACGUGAGAUUAGGACCAUGUAGAAAAAAGAGGAAUAAAAAAUGAACAUGCUGGAAAAUCAUGCCAAGUAUGUAGGAUUCGCACACCUCCAAACUCCAGUGGCUUUUGCAGUCCUGUCCCUCAGCUGAACACCAGCCUCCUCCCUCCUCACAGUCCCUGCCAGCUGCCUCUGCAGGCCUUGGCUACGAGGCAGAAGUUGUGUGUAUAGGUCAAGUGCUCCUCGGAGGAUUCCAGGCUCUGCAUUGUAGAUUUGGCAGCUGUCAGUUAGUGUGAUGGCUGAACAUGAGAGUGGAUGAGGCCACCUAAUGAGAGGGUACCAGCAGGAGAAGAGGAAAGGCCCGUUGGCAUGUGUUUUAAGGGGAGGUACCCACUCCAGUUGCUUGCCUGGAGAUUUCCAUGGGGUCACUGAGUCGGCUGCGACUGAGCAACUUAACACUUUCACUUUCACCAAAGAAAAAGCCUUUCUCAAGAGAGAAAAGAGGAGGAGAGAAAAAAUGGCUGAAGAAGGUGGUGCCCCCAAAACCCACAAAGGAAGCAUGGCCACAGGUGAUAGCAUUUUUCUAAGCAGCAGUUCCUUACUUGUCAAAUGUGACAAAGUGUUCUACUUUGCAAAUCAUUCUGAGAGUAACGUGAGAUUGUGUAAACAAAAGCCCUCUGUAAACUGUAGACGUGUUACAUAAAUGAAUCUUUUUCGUCACUCCA